Messenger RNA from Capsella rubella, 1643 nucleotides. RefSeq names its product histone deacetylase 9. The transcript has 14 exons. The coding region runs from base 162 to 1442 and encodes 426 amino acids. The record is from RefSeq and is a predicted model, not a curated record. Lineage: Eukaryota; Viridiplantae; Streptophyta; Magnoliopsida; Brassicales; Brassicaceae. Gene Ontology annotation, molecular function: histone deacetylase activity.
UUCUCUUCUCUUCUCUGUUCUGCCGGCAAGUCGUGAAACCUCUGCGACUUGAGUAAUGAAGAAAUCGUCUCAUCUCUACUGAAGAAGCUACGAAGCCCUUAAAAUUCUCUGUCUAAUCGUUCUUUCAGAUUAAUUUCGUACGAUCUCUGUUCGUUUAAGAGAUGCGCUCCAAGGACAAAAUCUCCUACUUUUAUGAUGGGGAUGUGGGGAGCGUUUAUUUUGGUCCAAAUCAUCCAAUGAAACCUCACAGGCUUUGUAUGACUCAUCAUCUUAUCCUUGCAUAUGGCCUUCAUAGCAAGAUGGAAGUUUAUCGUCCACACAAGGCAUAUCCUAUCGAGAUGGCUCAGUUCCAUUCUCCCGACUAUGUGGAGUUCCUGCAACGAAUUAAUCCAGAAAAUCAAAACUUGUUUCCCAAUGAAAUGGCUAGAUAUAAUCUGGGAGAGGAUUGUCCUGUCUUUGAGGAUUUGUUUGAAUUUUGUCAAAUUUACGCUGGGGGAACCAUAGAUGCUGCACGCAGAUUAAACAAUAAACUCUGUGACAUUGCAAUAAAUUGGGCGGGCGGGUUGCACCAUGCCAAAAAAUGUGAUGCAUCUGGGUUUUGUUACAUCAACGAUCUUGUACUAGGAAUUCUUGAGUUGCUGAAACACCAUCCCCGUGUGCUAUACAUAGACAUAGAUGUUCAUCACGGUGAUGGAGUUGAAGAAGCCUUUUACUUUACUGAUAGAGUGAUGACUGUUAGCUUUCAUAAGUUUGGGGAUAAGUUCUUUCCAGGGACAGGCGAUGUUAAGGAAAUAGGAGAAAGAGAAGGGAAAUUUUACGCAAUUAAUGUGCCGCUGAAGGAUGGUAUUGAUGAUAGUAGUUUCAACCGUCUCUUCAGGACAAUAAUUUCCAAGGUUGUUGAGAUAUAUCAACCGGGUGCUAUCGUUUUGCAAUGCGGGGCAGAUUCACUAGCCAGGGAUCGACUAGGAUGCUUCAAUCUCUCUAUUGAUGGACACGCUGAAUGUGUUAAAUUUGUGAAGAAGUUCAAUCUUCCCUUGCUGGUUACAGGAGGUGGAGGAUACACAAAGGAGAAUGUUGCUAGGUGUUGGACAGUUGAGACUGGCAUUCUUUUGGACACAGAACUUCCUAAUGAGAUUCCUGAAAAUGACUACAUCAAGUAUUUUGCGCCGGAUUUUUCCUUGAAGAUACCGGGUGGUCACAUUGAGAAUCUAAAUACCAAAUCGUACAUCAGCUCGAUUAAAGUACAGAUUUUGGAGAAUCUGCGAUACAUUCAACACGCUCCAAGCGUGCAGAUGCAGGAGGUUCCACCUGAUUUCUACAUACCUGACUUCGAUGAAGACGAACAAAACCCAGACGAACGCGUUGAUCAACGUUCACGGGAUAAGCAAGUCCAAAGAGACGAUGAAUAUUUCGAUGGAGACAACGAUAACGAUGGAUCGUAACAUGGAUACUUAGAACUGAAGGCAAUCUAUAUUGAUGGUUUCUACUUCUUCUUUGUUUAGUUAUGAGAUUUGUAAUGGUAACAACAUUUUAACGGCUAUAUGGACAAAUCCAAAAUCCAGUGAUGAUUGUCUACUGUAUUGAUUCCAUCUUUUUCCAUCAUUUAAAUUGUGUAUAUGAAUGAAUGAAAGCUUUCUUUUUUU